Impatiens glandulifera is the source of this 708-nucleotide messenger RNA. RefSeq names its product non-specific lipid transfer protein GPI-anchored 12-like. Bases 72 to 644 code for a protein of 190 amino acids. NCBI's taxonomy places the organism in Eukaryota, Viridiplantae, Streptophyta, Magnoliopsida, Ericales, Balsaminaceae. The record is from RefSeq and is a predicted model, not a curated record. The transcript has 3 exons.
UCUAAUAAUCUAAAGUGUCGGCCAUUUCAAAUUACAGAGAGAGAAACAGAGACUGAAGAAAAGAGGCAAUAAUGACAACGGCCAAAAACACUGCAGUUUUUGUCAUUAUAUCCGCCAUAAUGCUAACUUUAGCAAGUGGAGCCUCUCCUCCUCCUCCGCCGGCGCCGGAGUCUCCUGCGCCGGAGCCAAGUUCAGACUUGGACUGCUUUCCUUACUUACUGAAUGUAUCGGACUGCCUGUCGUACGUUGAAAAAGGGAGCAACUUAACGGACCCAGAAAAGGGAUGUUGCCCGGAGCUAAGCCGUCUGGUGGGUACGCAACCAAUCUGCCUUUGCCAGCUCCUAGGAAAUUCCUCAGCUAGUCUUGGUAUUGACAUUGACGUCCAAAAAGCUCUCAAGCUUCCUCAAGUAUGCUCUGUUUCCACUCCUCCGACCAGUUAUUGCGCCGUGGCGGGAUAUCCAGUUGUAUCUCCAUCAGGACCAUCACCAACUAAAGCACCUGGUGUAAAUCCAACAGCAGCAGCAGCAGAAGCAGAAACUCCAGAAGUAGGAAACAAAAAUGGGGGCAGCAGAUCAAACAUUAAUGGAUUGUUGCCUCAUUUUUUAGCCAUGUUUUUUGCUGUCUUUGUAUUUGGUUUGUUCUAAAAUCAACUAUGUUCUUAAAACUAGUCAAGAAGGAAAGAAGGAAAGGAGUUUGUUAUUGUUGCUA